GCCCAAACGGGUCCUAAUUUUGACUGAUAUUAUCAAACGGAGAGAGAGUGAGAGAGAGAGACAUAUGCCAUAUUUUACUCCUCAGCUCUUUCUCCAAGUCAUUCAAAACCAAUGUAGAAGCGCUCACCAUCUAUUCCAAGUGCAGACCCUUUUACUCACAUCAGGCCUCCUCCACCCACAUUUUCCUAUUUCAAAUUCAAAUCCAAACAGAAAUUCCAAUGCAAAUGCUACUUCAAGAAGCACCUUCUUCUACAACACUCUCAUUAGAGCUCAUCUCCACCUCCAAAACCCCUACAACAGCCUCCUCCUCUUCACCCACAUGCUCGCCCAUCCCUCCCCACCCAAUAGCCAUACCUUCCCUUCUCUCAUCCAAGCCGCUUCGUCGUUUCCGCCCACAGGAAAAUCCAUCCAUGCCCAAGUCAUCAGGCGUGGACUGUCGCUCGACCUGUUCGUUAACAGCUGCACCGUCAAAUUCUACGCGCAGCUUGGGGAACUUCCAGACGCCCGCCAGACUUUCGACGAAAUUGCCUGGCCGGACAUUGUCUCCUGCAAUUCCAUGCUGGAUGCCCUCUGCAAGAAUGGAGAUGCAGAUUCCGCUCUCAAUCUGUUCGGUCGGAUGCCCGAGCGUGAUGUUGUUUCAUGGACUAGUAUCAUUAACGGGUUUGCAAGAAACCGGCAGUCCCGCGAUGCAAUUCAGUGGUUUGGGAGGAUGAUUACAAUGCAUGAAGUGAGACCCAAUGAAGCAACAUUGGUCAGCAUCCUCUCCGCUUGUGCAAAUUUAGAUGGAGGAGCUUUGUAUCAAGGGAGGCAGAUCCAUGCUUAUGUUAUCAAGAGCGAGGUUCCUGUAACGACUUUUUUGGGGACAGCAUUGAUUGACAUGUAUGGGAAGAGCAGUUGCUUGGGAUAUGCUUGGAAAGUGUUUAGGGAAAUGACUGAGAGAGGGGUGUGUACAUGGAAUGCUAUUAUCUCAUCGUUGGCUUCUAACAGUAGGGAGUUAGAAGCCUUGGACGAAUUUGAGAAGAUGAGAUUGGAAGGAAUGCAGCCGAAUGGGGUCACAUAUGUCGGGUUGCUGACUGCAUGCGCACGAGCUGGGCUGGUGGAGUUGGGGCUGGAAUGGUUCAACUCAAUGUCGCAGGACUAUGGGAUUGUUCCAACAAUGGAGCAUUAUGGGUGUGUGGUUGAUCUAUUAGGUCGGGCAGGGCUUCUGGAAGAUGCGGCCGAGUUUAUUAGGAAGAUGCCGAUGGAGGCAGAUGCUACAGUUUGGGGUGCUCUUCUGGGUGCCUGUAAGGUUCAUGGGAAUGUAGAAUUGGGAGGCGCUGCGGGGCAGAGACUGAUUGAAUUGCAGCCAAGACAUUCUGGGUGGUAUGUUGUGUUGUCAAAUAUGUAUGCAGGGGCAGGAAGAUGGGGCGAUGCUACUUUGUUCAGGGAACUGAUGGCAAAGGAAGGUGUGAAGAAGAGUGCAGGGUAUAGUAGACUGCUUGAUUUAUGAGGUGCUAUCUGCAUGUAACUUUUGAGUUGGGGAAAAGGGUAGGCCCUCAGGAUAUCCGAAUUCACUAUAAAAAUGGCUAAGCUUAGGAGUCUACAUGGGAGACAUCGACUACAACCAAUAGCUACUAUUGAGGUUGAUUUGCAAUCAUCAAUUAGUUACGGACUGAUGAUAGGGAAACUCUUCAGUGGACACUGAGACCAUCCAGCUCUAUUGGAACCUAGAGCCCACAGGAUCCAUACCUUGAAAGAUGCAUUGGCGGGACAAUCCUGACCAUCAGACGAGAACUGAUAAAUAGGCACUAAAUGAUGAAGAAUAGGUUAUAAUCCCAGCCUCAUCCAUGUGUGUUACAUCAAUGCAUUUGGUAUGGUUAGAGGGUUGCAACGAAGUGCUCCCAGUAGAUGAUCUUAAAAGAGGAAGAUGAUUCUUCCAAAUGUCUAUGUUAUGUGUUUCCAAGAUGUGGAAUUUGGUCGAUCAUCUAGUCAUUCAUUGUUCC
Molecule: messenger RNA, 1982 nt
Organism: Magnolia sinica
Lineage: Eukaryota; Viridiplantae; Streptophyta; Magnoliopsida; Magnoliales; Magnoliaceae
Product: putative pentatricopeptide repeat-containing protein At1g10330
Exons: 1
Coding region: 65-1489 (474 amino acids)
Biological process (GO): RNA modification
Molecular function (GO): protein binding; RNA binding
Source: RefSeq, a predicted model, not a curated record